UUAGAGGAGCCCAAAUUUCCAGUAGCACUGCAGGCAGCUAGUGCACAAAAAGAAAAAGAGAUAGAUAAAUAUUUCAAAUAGUUUUAGGGAAACUAGAAUUUUUAAAAUAUAUUUUUAAUAACUUUUUUGACUUUCAAAUAUUAGGGGAACAAAGAGAGAAAAUGAUAGGUCAGCUGUAUAUCACAAUAAUUUCCCUGACCCUGGCUGGCAAUGCAUACUGUCAAACAAGUUCUUCCUCUCCUUUAACUUCUUCCUCUCUUCCAACAGCAAGUACCCCCCCUCUUGUAUCAGUCACGUCCAAACUGGGUGAGAACAUCACCUUGCCCUGCAGACUUCAGUCAGGGGGCAGUGAUGUCUUUGGAGCUAUGAAAGUCACAUGGACCAAAGUUGGACAAAAUGGAUCUGAGAAUGAAGAAGUGCUAUUGUCAAUGGGUAUACACACAUCGGGAAAGUUUAAGGAUCGUGCCUAUUUGGUUGACACAAACGCUGGCGAUGCAUCCUUAGUGUUAACUAACAUCUCCAUGGAGGACAUGGGAAAAUAUCACUGUGAGGUCCAGGAUGGUAUGGAAGACAUCGUAAAACAUGUCAUCCUAGAGGUAGAAAAUGGCACAACUGAAGGUGUUGUAUUCCCCUAUGCUCCACAUCAUGGGCGCUACAACAUGAGUUUUGAUGAUGCUGUGCAGGCAUGUUCCAGCCAGGGUGCUGUGAUUGCCUCAUUUGAACAGCUCCUACAGGCCUGGGAAGAUGGACUGGACUGGUGCAAUGCUGGCUGGCUCGAUGAUGGUACAGUACAUUAUCCCAUCAAAAAACCCAGAGAGCCCUGCGGUGGUGCUAUCAGCAGUCCUGGUAUUAGAAGCUACGGUCGCAGAAACAAGCAGAAGAGCCGCUUUGAUGUCUUCUGCUUUGCUUCCAAACUUGAGGGUCAAUUUUAUUGGUUGACCCAGCCAGAUAGACUGACCUACGACGAGGCUGUGCAGAUGUGCAAAGACGACAAUGCAGAGAUUGCCAAAGUUGGUCAUAUGUAUGCAGCCUGGAAGCUUGAGGACUACGAUCGCUGUGACGCUGGCUGGCUGGCUGAUGGAAGUGUCCGCUACCCUAUCUCCAGACCCCGCAAGAACUGCAGUCCCACAGAGGCUGCUGUGCGCUUUGUUGGAUUCCCUGACAAAAAAGUCAAGUCUUAUGGUGUCUACUGUUUCAAGCCUUACUAGUGAGAAUAU
Cyprinodon variegatus (sheepshead minnow) is the source of this 1217-nucleotide messenger RNA. RefSeq names its product hyaluronan and proteoglycan link protein 1 (gene hapln1). Gene Ontology annotation, biological process: cell adhesion. The record is from RefSeq and is a predicted model, not a curated record. The transcript has 4 exons. Bases 162 to 1208 code for a protein of 348 amino acids. Lineage: Eukaryota; Metazoa; Chordata; Actinopteri; Cyprinodontiformes; Cyprinodontidae. Gene Ontology annotation, molecular function: hyaluronic acid binding.